AUAUAAAGCUGCUACCAGUACUUUUCGUUUAUUUAACACUGUGUACCGUAUCUAUAAUUCCCUGCACAAGCGAUAAUAUCUGUGUAGAAGGAGAUAGCAGAUAUAUUUGGAUGCCGGAAGGUGAGGGGGUACCACAUCUUCUAGACCUGGAAACUCCAGCAGAACGUGACGCGCUGGCAAUCAGAAGCGGCAUCGAUAACCAGUAUUGGCUGUACACAAGGCGCAACCCUCAUCAUGCUCAAACGCUGAUUCACAACAGCGUCAAAAGCAUAUGGGCAUCUAACUACAACGGUGCUGCUCCUACAAAGGUUAUUGUUCAUGGAUGGACCGGCAGUGGCAACUCUUCAAUGAAUCCGCUCAUCACAGAUGCUUUCCUAGCCGUCAGUGACUGCAACGUUAUAGUUGUCGACUGGAACAGCUUGGCCAGUAGAUGUUAUACAACUGCCGUACUCGGCGUCCCAGAUGUAGGAGAGUAUCUUGGAAAUUUCCUCAUAUGGCUGUUCGAUAUAGCUGGUGGAGACUGGAAUGAACUCCAUCUAGUUGGGUUCAGCUUGGGAGCUCAUGUCGUUGGCAACGCUGGACGCACAGCUUCGGGAAGACCAGGACGUGUAACAGGUUUGGACCCAGCGCUCCCACUAUGGUGCAAAAACCCUGACAGGUUGGGCACCGACAGCGCAGUUUACGUGGAAAUCAUCCACACCGAUGGUGGUGUACUCGGCUUUAUGAAACCCAUUGGCCAUGUCGAUUUUUAUCCAAACGGCGGAACGAAUCCCCAGCCAGGAUGCUGGUGCAGCACUUGCUCCCAUUUUCGUGCACCAGAGCUGUUUGCGUCGAGUGUGAAAAAUAAUCACUUUGUUGGCCACCGCUGUGCUAACCUAAUUGCAGCUUCAAUUGGGUAUUGCCAGGGAGAAACGUUGCAAAUGGGCAACGACGAUAUGGAUAAACGAAGGUAUGGACUUUAUGGUUUGACCACCGGUGCUAGUUGGCCAUUUUGAAUGAUAUUAUUAUACGAGUG
Molecule: messenger RNA, 1015 nt
Organism: Aricia agestis (brown argus)
Lineage: Eukaryota; Metazoa; Arthropoda; Insecta; Lepidoptera; Lycaenidae
Product: lipase member H-A-like
Exons: 5
Coding region: 111-995 (294 amino acids)
Biological process (GO): lipid metabolic process
Molecular function (GO): lipase activity
Source: RefSeq, a predicted model, not a curated record